Molecule: messenger RNA, 3495 nt
Organism: Dufourea novaeangliae
Lineage: Eukaryota; Metazoa; Arthropoda; Insecta; Hymenoptera; Halictidae
Product: zinc finger protein 845
Exons: 7
Source: RefSeq, a predicted model, not a curated record
ACCGAAGGUCGACGCUGUUCUCGAUCUCGAUAAAGUAUUUUUGGUUAGGUUAAUAGCUGUGCAGAAGAUAUUUUAACAUGAUUUCAGUGAUCAAGUAACUCUACAUUAUAAUAAAAUGGAUGUUGCUGGAGAUUUAACGCUACAAUGGGUGGAGGAGGUGGGAAAUGUUAUUCAUGAGGAAGUAAUAUGUGGUUUAGAGGCAGAGUUAGUUGCCCCAGAGGAAGAAGUGAUAGGGGCUUGCGAGGAAGUUACAGUUGAGGAAACUGUGGAAUCUGUUCCUGAUGUUACUUCUACAACAGAGUCAGAGAUAUUAAUGGUUCCACAGUCAAGUGACAUGGAAUCUAUUUACAUAGUACCACAAGAUCAAGGUCACGAUUACCUAAACAUACAAGUUACAGAAGAAGUAAUUGCGGAUAAUUGGGACAGAUCCGGGCCUGAGGAUGGGGUUGAGAUACCGGAUCCCAAAGUAUCCCAUGACAAUUUACUUGAAUAUGAUGAUAUGGAAAUACCAUUACCGAUCGAUCAGGAUUCUUAUACAACUAGUAGACCGUAUCCGUGUGAUUUUUGUAGCAGAAGGUUCAGGAAAAAGGCAAAUUUAAUGAAUCACAUGGUGGCACAUCAAACGGAUCGUCCACAUGGUUGCAAUCUGUGUGGAGCACGUUACGCUCGGAAGUGUGAUCUUAUGAAUCAUUUGAAGAUUCAUGCGUACGCGCCGUCCCGAGAUGGUCUCGAAGAUGAUUUAAACGACGAUGAUCCAUUGGCAGCAGAGGAGGAAGAAUCUACCAAGGGUAGACGUAAAAAAGUUCAGUCCAGUGCACCAAGGAAACGGAAAAAUAAUUCGUCUAUCCCAAAGCGCGGUAUCGAAGACAGUAAAAUGGAUAUGGGCAAGUACGUCGAUGAAUCUUACGAUUAUGUUGACGAAGAUGCGCGUUUGUUAGAAGAAAUGACCAGUAGACAUUCUACAUGCAGUGGUAACUAUGCAUCAAGCUCGAAGUGGAACGAUCAGAUAUCGUCCGUGUCAGCUGAACCUCAGCCGCCAAGGUGGCCUAUAACCGAUCCGACAAAACCGUAUGUCUGUCAAUUCUGCGGUGUUGGUUUUGCACGGGAAAAGGCACUUGCGUCUCAUGCACGCAUACAUGGUGGUGACAGUCCAUUUGAAUGCACAUCGUGCGGCGACAUGUUCUGGGAUGUAAACAGUUUAAGGGAUCACGUGCGUAUUAAGCAUGGUGGCACUGUACAAUCCGAUACCGAAGAAUACGACAAUGAUGCUACAUACACAGGCGAUGAAAGAUUUGGAGAAUUCUAUUGCAACACCUGUGGUGUUCCGUUUCACCGUUUGGAUUUACUUAAGCGUCACCAAAAGAUACAUAUUAGGCAAGAAGGUGAUAUGAUGGAAGGAUCGAGUCAACAUCAUGUUUGCAAUGUGUGUGGAGAAUGGUUCGAGGAGGCUUUAGCAUUGCUGGCGCAUGCUGAACUCCAUGCUAGGUAAUCACCCAGUCGCCGGUGCUUGUUGUGCGGCGAACGAUGUCGCGACGAUGCUGAAGUUGCGGAACACGUCCGUCAAAAUCAUGCCGAAGAUGCGCCACCGAAUACGUGUACACUUUGUGGGAAAACUUGUAAAGAUAAACGCAGUUUAUUAAAACAUUCAUGGGUUCAUAACGUUGACAAAACUUUUGGAUGUACAAAAUGUGGGAAACGUUUUCACAGCAAAGCUAGAUUACGAAGACAUAUGGUGUCGCAUCGUAAUAAGAUGGUAGUUUGCGACGAAUGCGGAGAAGAAUUUCCCGACGGUAGAGCCUUGGUUAGCCAUCGUCAUUCACACAAUAAAGAUUUGGGCGGCCGUUCUUUUCCAUGCAGAGAAUGUGGAAAAACAUUCGGAAGUCGCAGUUCCCAACAGAUUCAUAUACGUAUCCAUACUGGAGAAAGGCCGUACGGAUGUAGAUUUUGUUGGAAAGCGUUUGCUGAUGGUGGAACCUUGAGAAAACACGAACGUAUUCAUACAGGCGAGAAACCAUAUGGAUGUGCUAUCUGCCCACGUGCUUUCAAUCAAAGAGUUGUUCUCCGAGAGCAUGUUCGUGCUCAUCAUUCAGGGCCCGAUCCGAAAUGCGUAGGUAGCAUUACACCGUAUUUGUGUAAAGUAUGCGGCGAUGCGUACGCAACGUCUGAAGAGAUAGUUGCUCACAUUGUACAACAUUGUGACGAUAAUACUGCGCUCAGACGUCAGCCGCAAACUGGACCGCGUAAAUAUAAAAGAAGACGUAAACUUAAGCCUCAUGAAACCAACACAAUGUUGCGAAUGGGUGAACAGUACGACAUGAUGGAAGGUGGUUCUGAUUCAGAUGAUAAUACAAAGAGAAAACUUGGUAGAAAGAAUAAGCAACAUCGGUCCAAUGUUGAAGAAGGAUAUCAAAAUGUUCUUAAAAGUUUCGAGAGCUCUUUGCAAAACAUAAACUCGAUCGUUAGUAACUCGAAGUUGAAUCCAGGAAAGUCUAAGCUCUCCAAGAAGAAGCUUAGGAAGGAGGAGAAGAAGAACGAAGCCCAAACUUCGUGUCAACCCGGUAGACCAAAAAUGAUUCACACGCAAAAGACAAGAGUGCCUGUAGAAAUCGGUAGUGAUGGAGUCAAGAAGGGACAAAAAACUAAAACUAUGGUAACAAGGACUCCGAAAGUAAUGCCAAAUGAACAUAAAUUAGGAAUCUUUCCAGGCGGUGAAAGAAAUAGGCCAAGAACAAAGAAUGUUAGUUAUCAUAUCGAAGGGAAACUUCAACCAGCACCGGCAACAUUCCCAAAACCAAAGGAUGAGAUUUCAAAAGCUCUGACGCCAACGCAUCAAUUGUUGCCGUUAACACAUAUAAAACUCGAACCUAAUAUGCCAAGAACACCCAGUAACAAUCACAGAAAUAACAACGGGAAUAUUCUUGGUAUUAAUAACGAAAAGAUGGAAGCAACGACCCGAAAGAGGUCGGGUGUCUUGAAGAAGGUUAAGAAGCAGAAACACGGAAUCAAGCAAGAACCAAUGGAUAUUGAUCAGGAAGAGAUACAGAAUAAUAAUAAUACAGAUAACGCAGAUUCCGCAAGAUUAAUGGAACAUGCGGUAGACGGAAGUAAUCUGGAAGUUGCAUUUGAAGCAAGUGUCACUGCUGAAGAAGAUAAGUAUCUUCCUGACGUGGGGGAAGUAAAUAAUCGCGAAGACAUUGGAGCUGGAAAUGUAAAGCUUAGUGUAAAAGUCGAAUCGACACCUCAACGAAUGUUGGCUGUCCACCAUAGUGUCAUAACACCCGUGGAUGAUAUUCCAGAAACUAUAAUACCAGAUGCUGUGGAGUAUACAUGUGAGAUGUGUUCUGCAGUAUUUUCCAGCCGUGCUGAGUUGUUGGUGCAUGUUCCAAUACAUAUUUGAUUUAAUUUGUUCAACGCAAUUAAAAGAGGUAUGCGAAUUUGUUCUAUUCUAAGAAUGUUUGUUUAAUCAAGCAAUAUUUUAACAUGGUCGAUGAAGAU